UAAUAACUGACGUCACCAGGAAAUUUUCGAUUUUAUAAAAAUCACAAAAAUGUAUGGAAAAAGUGGCUCUAAUCCGUUUGAAGAGGACGAUGAUGAUGCUUAUUCAUUCGGCAACAAAGGUCGUUAUACCAGGGAUAACACUGAUGCGUCAGGGGCACAAGGUGGCGCCAUGAGCCGGCGAGAACAAUUGAUGGAGCAAAAAAUGAUGUCUGAAAAUCGUCAACUCGAAAGUACUCAAAGAGCAUUAGCCAGUAUCUAUGAUUCAGAACAAGUUGGCAUCGCUACUGCUGAGGAGCUAGUUCACCAAGGUGAACAGCUAGACAAUGUAGAACGCAAAACAACAGAAAUCAAUCAAAUGACAAAAACAUCACAAAAACAUAUCAACAAUAUUCGCAGUAUUUUUGGCGGAAUAAAAAACUGGUGGUCAGGUAAAAAAGAAGAAGAGACGGCUCCUGCUGCUCGUCCUAGUAAAUUACAGGAAACUUUAGACAAUGUCACUCAAAAAUCAAAUAAUCCAGAUGAUCAUCCUGCCCUAAGACUGAGAUCUGAUGAUGAUGGUGUGGAUUCUCGGGGAUAUGGUGGCAGGGCAGGAUCUCGACAAAGUCAAGUUCAAACUGGAGGAUUUGCAGAAAGUCGCUAUACAGAUAAUCCUGCCGUUGAUAAUAAUUUAGAUAUGAUGUCAGAUGGAAUGUCUAAGCUAAAAAUGAUGGCAAUGAGCCUUGGUGAUGAAAUAGAACGACAAAACGACCAAAUCGACAGAAUACAACCAAAUAUGGAUCGUGCUGCGGGAACUAUAGAACACCAGACUUCUCAAAUGAAGAAAAUAUUGGGAAAAUAAGGAGGGUACAACUAGAAAAAUAAUUUCCAAUAAGUGUAUUUUGCAAUCUGUGCAAAGUGGAAAUUCAAAUGAGUGCCAAUGUGACUUUUAUGUUGAAUAUGGUCUCAAGAAAAAACAAAGUUUAAUGCAUUAGUUUUGAUUAUUUACAUAACAAAAUAUUGCUUGAUUAUAUUAAAUUAAUACAGAGAAAGAAAUACAUGAGCUGUAGAGUAUGUAAACCUUAGUGAUAACAACUAAAAAGAUUAUUUGCAAUAUUUUUUCUUAAUUUUUUGUCUAUGUACUUAUUGGAAUCUCUCAAUGUUUUACCCUUUUAAUUUCAAUUUUGGAAGCGCUGCGCAUUGUGCGCUCAUUAGAGAGAAUGUGGUAAGUUCAAAUAACCCUGAAUUCCCACCAAGCUAGCUAUCCCUCUAACUAUUAAUGAUGAUUUUAAGUUUUGAUCCUCAUUAAAUCUCAAUGAUCUCUAAUGGAACUUAUAAUUACAUGUAUCCAUGUAUGCUGUAUAAUGUUUUCUAACUGUAGCCUGAUUGGAUAUUGGCUAGAAUUGUUUUGUAAUUUUAAGAGGGUAGACAAUGUGUAACUCUUUGAAAGGGUUAUGUGGAAUAUAGCAGUAUUAUUGUUAUACAUGUAUUGUAUGGGUAUUGUGUAAGUGCCAAUCAAUUAAUCUGAAGCUUAGCUCCUCCCAUUAGAUAUUCUUUUACUGAAAUCCAUGGUCUUUCAACACUUCCAAGAAAUUUGAACUUUUUUUUAUUGAAAAUAACUUUACAAAGGAUAUGAAACCUUUUAAGUUUUUUAUUUCCCCAAGGAAAAUCCCUCACAGAAAAUGAUGAA
Owenia fusiformis is the source of this 1666-nucleotide messenger RNA. NCBI's taxonomy places the organism in Eukaryota, Metazoa, Annelida, Polychaeta, Sabellida, Oweniidae. The record is from the annotation of a GenBank genome assembly.